Molecule: messenger RNA, 1855 nt
Organism: Thrips palmi
Lineage: Eukaryota; Metazoa; Arthropoda; Insecta; Thysanoptera; Thripidae
Gene: Scamp
Product: secretory carrier-associated membrane protein 1
Exons: 9
Coding region: 143-1198 (351 amino acids)
Biological process (GO): protein transport
Cellular component (GO): recycling endosome membrane; trans-Golgi network membrane
Source: RefSeq, a predicted model, not a curated record
ACACUUUCAUCGUCGUUGUCAAGUCUUGUGUUGUGUCAUGGAUUGACCGAUUGAUGCAAAAGAUUAGAUUACGAACAAUUUAAUCUUUGCACCCUUGUCAAACGUAAAAUCCUUACAUCUUGUCUCCGCGUUAAAGUGGAAAAUGUCGGGCUUCGACGAAAACCCGUUCAGUGAACCAACUAUCGACAAUCCCUUUGAGGAUCCUGCUGUGCGUCAAGUCACUACAUCCACCAAUAAUGCUCAGCGAGGGCUUGAGGAUUACAAUCCUUUUGAGGAUCAGCAACCCCAACCGAAAAUGAUGGGCGGUGGUGCUGGUGGUGCAACAAUGUUUCGCCCUCCCACAGCUCAAUCUGCUAUAAUGCAGCCUUCGCAAGAGGCAACUCCACCACCUUCAUACAACCGCAGUGCUCAGCAGACACAGAUGACUACAGCUGAGUUCCAGCGACGUCAGGAAGAGUUAGAAAAGAAGGCUCAAGAACUUGCACGUAAAGAAGAAGAACUGAAAAAUGCCCCAUACAAUGUUAAAAGAAAUAAUUGGCCACCGCUCCCUGAGAAAUGCUGCUUCCAGCCCUGCUUCUAUCAAGAUAUUGCUGUUGAUAUUCCCCAUGAAUUCCAGAAAAUUGUGCAACAGCUUUACUAUGCUUGGAUGUUCCACAGUUGUGUGAUGGUCCUCAAUAUUCUGGGGGGCUUGGCUCUGUUAUUCAGGGCUGGUGAUUUUAGCACAUUUGGUUUGGGAAUCUUGUACAUGAUGUUGUUUGCCCCAGUUUCCUUUUUGUGUUGGUUUAGACCAGCAUACAAAGCAUUCAGGAGUGACAGUUCUUUCAAUUUCAUGGUCUUUUUCUUUGUUUUCUUCUUUCAACUUGUGGUCACUUCUAUUCAAGCCAUAGGUAUCCCUGGAUCAGGGACAUGUGGAAUUUUGACAGCUCUGAAGUCAUUCGAUAAGUCGGCUUCAGGCAUUGCUGUUGGAAUUAUCCUUCUAAUUGUGGCUUGCGGAUUCAUUGGUGCUGCUGUCAUGGACCUUCUGUUGCUCUCCAAGAUUCAUCGUAUCUAUCGUAGCACUGGGGCUAGUUUUGCUAAGGCUCAACAAGAAUUCACUAAUGGUAUUCUAAGCAAUGAAACCGUUCGCAGUGCUGCCAGUGAUGCUGCUGCAGCCACUGUUCGUGCCCAGUUGUCCCAGCAGACAUCUAGUCGUUACUAAAUGUUUGUUCUGACUGUACACUGGAAAUGCAGUAUUCCUAUCAUUUUCAGUUCCACUUGUUACAGUUUACAUUAUUUCUCUUCAUUCUGUUAUCUGCUAUUGUUUCGAUCUGGUCAGUUGCUUUUAUUUUGAAACAUUUCCUUAGAUUUAAUGGUUACUUCAUUUCACUUUGUUUUACCCCAACGUUGAGAGAAAAGAAACUUUUGUAUUUACAUGCUGAUACUAAUUGUUCACUACUAGUAACAUUGGUAUUUUAAUUUGUUACUUUGGUAUUCUGUCUGUCCAAAGUGAAAAAAAAAAUAGGUCUUCUUGUGUUUCUUGAGGGAGUAUGCAUCUGUGUUUGAUGACACAGAACAGCAAACUUGCUUUGGCACAUCUUUGCAUGGGUUAGCAGUUGAUAAACUGGAGCUUUAAUUAUUAAAUUAUUAACUACUAUGUACGCAGGCCUAUUAUAUAUGAAGGUCAUUACUGACGAAUUUGUUAAAGUAUCAAAAGCUUUCCUAUUUAGUUGUCCUUUUCUUAUAUUGUGAUGUAAUUUUUAUUGUGUCAAAUGUUAACUGUUAUAUCUGGUCAAAUUUAUUUGUUAAAAGCUUAUGGACAUUGUUAUAUUUCUCCCUGAUACUUUCAUUAAAUGUAAGCCAGUUUUUCCAGGUUUUA